UAAAGGAUGUUAUUGGAAGAAAGAUAAAAAUUGCAGUGAAGAAGAAAGUAAAGUUGGAAGUCAAAGGAGACAAAGUUGAAAACAAAGUCCUGGUGCUCACAUCAUGCCGAGCCUUCCUUGUCACAGCGCGAAUCCCCACCAAGCUCGAGGUAACCUUCAGCUACUUGGAGAUUCAUGGUGUUACCUGCCGCAAGCCAGCUCAAAUGGUUGUGGAAACUGAGAAGUGCAGCCUCUCCAUCAAGAUGACAUCGCCCGAGGACGUGACUGAAGUGCUGGCUCACAUUGGCACCUGCCUGCGCAAGAUAUUUCCUGGCCUCUCUCCAGUGAGAAUCAUGAGAAAGAUUUCCAUGGAGCCAUCUGAGCGACUGGCCAGUCUCCAGGCUCUGUGGGACAGCCAGACCGUGGCCGAGCAGGGUCCAUGUGGUGGAUUUUCUCAGAUGUAUGCCUGUGUCUGUGACUGGCUCGGAUUUUCGUACAGGGAAGAAGUACAAUGGGAUGUGGAUACAAUCUAUCUGACUCAAGACACCAGGGAAUUGAAUUUGCAAGACUUCAGUCAUCUUGACCACAGGGACCUAAUACCUAUCAUUGCUGCUCUGGAGUACAAUCAGUGGUUCACAAAGCUGUCCUCCAAGGAUCUAAAACUGUCCACUGAUGUCUGUGAACAGAUUUUGAGGGUGGUGAGUAGAUCCAGUCGACUGGAGGAAUUGGUGUUGGAAAAUGCUGGGCUUAGAACAGAUUUUGCACAAAAGCUGGCUAGCGCUCUAGCGCAUAAUCCCAACUCAGGACUCCACACGAUUAACCUUGCUGGCAAUCCACUGGAGGAUAGAGGUGUGUCCUGUUUGAGUGUUCAGUUUGCCAAACUCCCCAAGGGACUCAAGCAUUUAAAUUUAUCUAAAACCUCAUUAUCACCUAAAGGGGUGAAUAGUCUUUCUCAGUCACUCAGUGCCAACCCUUUGACCGCCACCACCCUCAUCCACCUAGACCUCUCAGGGAACAUCCUUCGCGGAGAUGACCUCUCGUACAUGUACAGUUUUUUGGCCCAGCCAAAUGCUAUUGCUCAUCUGGAUUUAUCCAAUACAGAGUGCCCCCUGGACAUGGUGUGUGGUGCUCUUCUCCGUGGGUGCCUUCAACAUUUGGCUGUGCUCAAUGUCUCCAGAACUGUCUUUUCUCACAGAAAAGGAAAAGACGUGCCCCCUUCGUUCAAACAGUUUUUUAGUAGUUCCCUGGCUCUGAUGCAAAUCAACCUUUCAGGCACAAAACUGUCUCCGGAGCCCUUAAAAGCACUCUUAUUGGGGCUGGCUUGUAAUCAUAACUUGAAGGGGGUGUCUCUUGAUCUCAGCAACUGUGAGCUGAGAUCAGGAGGUGCACAGGUAUUAGAAGGCUGCAUUGCUGAAAUCCACAACAUCACCAGCUUAGACAUCUCUGACAAUGGUUUAGAAUCGGACCUCUCGACCUUAAUAGUGUGGCUCAGUAAAAACAGAUCAAUACAACACCUGGCAUUAGGCAAAAAUUUUAAUAAUAUGAAAGCCAAAAAUCUGACCCCUGUUUUGGACAACUUGGUGCAGAUGAUUCAAGAUGAAGAAUCACCACUACAGUCACUGUCCCUGGCAGACUCGAAGCUCAAGACCGAGGUCACCAUCAUAAUUAAUGCCCUGGGAAGCAACACUUCCCUCACCAAAGUGGACAUCAGUGGAAACGCAAUGGGGGAUAUGGGAGCAAAGAUGCUGGCGAAAGCGCUGCAGAUCAACACCAAGCUGAGGACUGUAAUUUGGGACAAGAACAAUAUCACUGCUCAAGGCUUUCAAGAUAUAGCUGUUGCUAUGGAAAAGAACUACACAUUGAGAUUUAUGCCAAUUCCUAUGUAUGAUGCUUCUCAAGCCCUCAAAACAAACCCUGAAAAAACAGAAGAGGCUUUGCAAAAGAUAGAAAAUUAUCUUCUGCGGAAUCAUGAGACCAGAAAAUACCUUCAAGAGCAAGCCUACCGCCUUCAGCAGGGCAUUGUUACCAGCACCACACAGCAGAUGGUUGACAGAAUUUGUGUGAAAGUACAAGACCACCUUAACUCUUUACGAAAUUAUGGUGGAGAUGCUGUUCAGGAAGAUUUAAAAUCGGCAGAAAGACUUGUGCGUGAUGCUAAGAACUCCAGAACGCUGUUACCAAAUUUAUACCAUGUUGGUGGCGCAUCUUGGACAGGAGCCAGUGACUUGUCAUCCAGUCCAAUUCAGGAAACUCUGGAGUCAAUGGCUGGAGAAGUGACAAGAGUUGUAGAUGAACAGCUAAAGGCAUUGCUUGAGUCCAUGGUUGAUGCUGCUGAGAACCUUUGUCCCAGUGUGAUGAAAAAAGCCCACAUCCGACAAGACCUGAUCCAUGCCAGCACCGAAAAGAUUUCCAUUCCACGCACCUUUGUUAAAAAUGUCCUGUUGGAGCAGUCUGGGAUUGAUAUCCUUAACAAAAUUAGUGAGGUGAAGCUGACUGUGGCAUCCUUCUUAUCUGACCGAAUUGUGGAUGAAAUCCUGGAUGCGCUCUCAAAUUCCCAUCAGAAGCUGGCUGACCACUUCACCAGGCGCGGCAAGACCCUUCCUCAGCAAGAGUCCUUAGAGAUAGAGUUAGUCGAGGAGAAGACGGUGAAACACUCCCUCAUCACAGUGGAGGAGCUAACAGAGAUUGACCGUUUGGAAGACCUGGAUACUUGUAUGAUGACACCUAAAUCCAAAAGGAAAAGUAUCCACAGUCGAAUGCUGCGGCCUGUUUCCAGAGCGUUUGAAAUGGAGUUUGAUCUGGAUAAAGCUCUGGAAGAAGUGCCAAUCCACAUUGAAGACCCACCCUUCCCGUCCAUCAGACAAGAGAAGCGGAGCUCAGGGUUCAUCUUAGAGCUGCCCUCAGAAGAAGGGAAGAAGCUGGAGCACUUUACCAAGCUAAGGCCCAAACGGAAUAAGAAGCAGCAACCCACCCAAGCGGCGGUCUGUGCUGCCAACAGUGUCCCGCAAGAUGGGGAGCAGAAUGGUCUGAUAGGGAGAGUUGAUGAAGGUGUAGAUGAAUUUUUCACCAAGAAGGUGACCAAAAUGGAUUCUAAGAGAUCGUCAGCAAGAGGAUCAGAAUCCCACGAGCUUAGUGAAGGAGGGGAUGAAAAGAAAAAGCGAGAUUCUCGGAAAAGUGGCUUUCUCAAUUUAAUCAAAUCUAGAUCUAAGUCUGACCGGCCACCAACUGUCCUGAUGAGUGAAGAGCCCUCAUCACCAAAAGGAGGAGGCAAAGGUCCAGCUACAGAUACACCCAAGAAGGACACAAAGCCAGCUGAACACAAUGGCAAUUCUGAACGGGUAGAGGAGAUCAAAACACCCGACUCCCUUGAAGAGAGUCAAGGAGAAGAAAUGGGGAAGGUGGACCGGAGUGACAGUAAGAGCAGCCCCCAGGGAGGGCGAAGGUACGGGAUCCAGAUGAUGGGCAGUGUUCUGCUGGCGGAGAUGAAAGCCAAGCAGGAGAGGAGAGCUGCUUGUGCACAAAAGAAGCUUGGGAACGACACCAUCUCUCCAGAUUCUUCUGGCAUGUCCUUGAGCAGCGUAGAACGAGUGGAUGGAAGUGGAGCUGUGCCGAAACUGCUCCCAGAUAACCGCUUUGGUUUGUCGACACCAGAGAGGAACGCCAAAACAGAACCCAAAGUAGAUGUGGGCUCCAAGCCGCGAAGCUCUUCCAACACACCAGCCAGCCCAAAGCCCCUCCUUCAGUCCCCCAAGCCCAGCCUGGCAGCCCGGCCAAGCAUUCCACAGAAGCCAAGGACUGCCUCGAGGCCAGAGGACAUCCCAGACUCUCCAUCUGGUCCUAGUUCCCCUAAAGUCGCUCUUCUUCCACCCAUCUUGAAAAAAGUUCCUUCAGACAAAGAGCGAGAUGGCCAGGGCAGCCCUCAGCCCAGUCCUAGGACAUUUUCCCACGAAGUGUCAAGGAGAAGCUGGGGUCCGCAGCCCCAUGAGUAUCCAGAACAAAAGCAACGGCCUGUCAGCAAAGAUGGCCGUCAAGGCAGCAAGUCUAGUGACUCUGGAGAAGAAGCAGAAAGAGAGUUUAUUUUUGUGUAA
Molecule: messenger RNA, 4067 nt
Organism: Chrysochloris asiatica (Cape golden mole)
Lineage: Eukaryota; Metazoa; Chordata; Mammalia; Afrosoricida; Chrysochloridae
Gene: CARMIL1
Product: leucine rich repeat containing 16A
Exons: 36
Coding region: 204-4067 (1287 amino acids)
Biological process (GO): regulation of Arp2/3 complex-mediated actin nucleation; cell migration
Cellular component (GO): lamellipodium; plasma membrane
Molecular function (GO): protein binding
Source: RefSeq, a predicted model, not a curated record